This is a messenger RNA of Caenorhabditis bovis, 4188 nucleotides long. NCBI's taxonomy places the organism in Eukaryota, Metazoa, Nematoda, Chromadorea, Rhabditida, Rhabditidae. The record is from the annotation of a GenBank genome assembly.
AUGAUUCGGUUGUUAUUGGCGGUUUUAUUACUGCCUAUUGCAACCGGAUGCCCAUCACAAUGCUCAUGUUCAUCUGGUACGGUUAUCUGUACAGGGAAAAUGCUAACAAAGAUCCCUGAAGGCAUCCCAUCCGAUACUCACAGAUUGGAUUUACAAGAAAACCGAAUAACAAUUAUUCGCAACGGAGAUUUGGAUCAUCUGCGCCAUCUUAAAAUCUUACAAUUGAUGGACAACCAUAUUCAUGCGAUCGAGGAACACGCUUUCGACCAUUUAGAAUCAUUGGAAAGACUGCGCUUGAACCGCAAUAAAAUCCGCUUGCUUCCUGAUGACAUUUUUAAACAUAACCGUCUUUUGCAUCGCCUUGACCUAAGCGAGAACUUCCUUACUGUUAUCACGGAUGAUCAACUACGUGGUCCGAAGAACAUGCGAAAUCUUCAAAUCGACAAAAACAAUCUCGUUUGUCUGGAAACAACAACCAUUUCACAAUGGACGUCUUUGGAAAUCUUGACAUUAAACAGCAACAAUCUAACCACAAUUGGAGAGCUUGAUUUGAUGCCAAAUUUGCGACAAUUUCGUCUUUCUGAUAAUCCAUGGUUAUGCGAUUGCCGAUUAAAAUGGAUGAAGAGAAGUCUGACUGGUCAAGCAGCUAGUCACGCCAAGUGCGCGAAGCCGGCAGUUCUUCAUGGAACUACAAUUGCAGACGUGGAUGAAAGCCUAAUGAAAUGUUCGGGAAUUGAAAAACGGGCUACAAUGUCAUGUAAAGACACAAGACUUUGUCCAGCUUCGUGUACUUGCACUGAGACAACAGUAGAUUGCCGAGAUCGUGGAUUGACCUACGUUCCAUCUAAUUUACCACCAUUGACCACCGAGCUAAGACUUGAGCAAAACUUGAUCUCCUAUGUCCCUCCUCAUGCAUUCAAAAAUCUCAAUCGGCUUAUCAGAUUAGACAUCAGUAGAAAUCGAAUCUCGGAAAUUGCAUCGAAAGCAUUUGAAGGGCUGAACAGUUUGAAUUCUUUGGUUCUCUACGGAAACAACAUCACCGAAUUGCCCGUUGACGCGUUUUCGGGACUUUCCGGAUUACAAUUGUUACUUCUUAACGCGAAUCAACUGCACUGCAUUCGAAAGGGAACAUUUGAUUAUGUUCCAAAGUUGAACCUUCUUUCACUCUACGACAAUCAGAUUAAAUCAAUUAGUGAAGAUACUUUCAAAAAUUUAACAAGAUUAACCACUUUGCAUUUGGCAAAGAAUCCACUGAUCUGUGAUUGCAAUCUGGAAUGGCUGGCUAGAUGGAAUCAGGAAAAAAAUGUGGAAACCAGUGGGGCGAGGUGUGAAGGACCACGAAGACUAGCUAGAAAGAAGUUCGCUACUCUUCCAUUGAGCAAAUUUAGAUGCAAGGGUUCUGAGGUUUUUAUAACCCAUAAAGCCGAUCAAUGCUUCAUUGAUUUCAAUUGCCCUUCACAAUGCAUGUGCCACGGAACGACCAUCGAGUGCAGUGACAAGGGACUUGAAACGAUUCCUAUCAAUAUUCCACAUUACGCAACUCAUCUGAUUUUGAGCAAAAAUCGGAUUCGCAAGAUUUCAAUGGCCUCGAACAUUCAUUUACUUACAAAUCUCCAGAAAUUGGAUCUUUCUCAUAACCAAAUCGCUUCGAUCGAAGAUGGAAGUUUUGCAAAUUUGAAACAAUUGAAGGAUCUAAACCUUGCCCAAAAUAAUAUACAGUGUUUGACAUCAAAAGCGUUUGAAGGGCUCGAUGCGUUACGAACAAUACAACUAUCUGGAAAUGAUAUUCCUUGUGACUGUCGUAUCUCGUCUUUGGUUGAAUGGCUACAGUUUAACAGAUCAAGAAGCAUUGAUAUCCAUUUAUGCUCGCAUCCGGAUUCAAAAGCUGGAGUCCCAUACUCUGAUUUGUCUUUGGAAGAUCUUCAGUGCACUGAGCAGUCAACCGAGAUGUGCUCGGAUAGCGGAGAUUACUGUCCUAUUGGUUGCACUUGUCUCGACAAUGUAGUGCGUUGUUCGAAUAAGGAUCUCACUGAGUUCCCUGCCGGAAUCCCAUCAGAUACAAUUGAAUUGUUCUUGGAUUCGAACAAAAUUCAAGAUAUUCCAAUUCAUCAAAUCAGCCGAUUGAGUAAUCUUGUCAAAUUAGAUCUUUCUCACAAUCAAAUAGUUUCUAUUGAAAACAACACAUUCUCAAACUUAACUCGACUUUCAACUCUUAUCAUUUCCUACAAUAAGCUUCGGUGCCUUCAACCUCAAGCAUUUUCCGGACUUCAAUCUCUCCGAAUUUUGUCUCUUCACGGAAAUGAUAUCUCUGUUCUUCCAGAAUCCGCUUUCGAAAGUUUAAGCAAUAUAACUCACAUAGCUGUUGGAAGCAAUGCUCUGUAUUGCGAUUGCCGAAUGGCAUGGUUCUCAAAAUGGAUAAAGUCAAAGUUUGUAGAAGCUGGAAUUGCAAGAUGCGAUGCUCCGAGUAAUGUUGCUCAUCAGCUGCUCCUCACAGCUCUUCCUUCCCAAUUCGUAUGCUCCACUCCUAUUCCCAACAAGGUGGCUUCAAAAUGCAAUUCCUGUUUGGAUUCCCCUUGUAAGAAUGAUGCUACUUGUGAGCCAAUCAGUGGAAAGGACUAUAAAUGUCAGUGCCGAGCAGGAUUCCACGGAAAGAACUGCGAACAUGAAAUUGAUGCAUGUUAUGGUCAUCCUUGCAGAAACAAUGCAACUUGCAAGGUUAUUCAAGCUGGUCGAUUUGAAUGUAUCUGUGCAAAAGGCUUUAAAGGAGCAUAUUGUGAGACGAAUAUUGAUGACUGCUUGAACAAUAAGUGCCAAAAUGGAGCGAAAUGCGUUGAUAUGAUCAACUCAUAUCGCUGUCAAUGCCCAAAGGAAUAUUCCGGAAAGUUCUGCGAAAACAAAUUGGAAUAUUGCAGUAAGGGUUUGAAUCCUUGCGAGAACAACUCAAAAUGCAUGAAAGUCGAAAAUGGCUACAAUUGUACAUGCCUUCCCGGAUUCCGUGGAAAGAACUGCGAGGAGAACAUCGAUGAUUGUAAUGAUCAUCGUUGUAGGAAUGGAGGAAUCUGUGUGGAUGGAAUCACAACAUACUCUUGCCAAUGCGUUAUGGGCUUCACUGGACAAUUCUGCGACAUUCCACCAAUCAGCAAUAUGCUUUAUCAAAAUACAGCGCAGUGUCAAAGCAAUUCAUGCGGAAAAGGCUACUGUCAUUUGAACGAAGAAUCAAAUGAAUACGAAUGCAAAUGUCACGAGGGAUUUGCUGGAACUACUUGUGACAGACAGCUCUCAAUUGGAUUCAAUAGACAUGGUGCUUAUGUUGCCUUGGAGCCUUGGGAAACCGAUGGAACCAUCACUUUUGUUCUGCGGACAACUAAUCGAUCUGGUAUCUUGCUCUACUAUGGCGAUGAGCACUUCAUUUCUGCUGAGCUGUUCGAUGGUCGUAUUAAAGUUGCGUAUUACAUUGGAAACUAUCCAGCAAGUCAUAUGUAUAGUUACGUAACAGUUAAUGAUGGUCUCCCGCACACUAUUAGAAUAUCAAUGGAAGGAAAGAAAUGCAAUUUGGAGGUUGACAAGAAUCCGCCACAAAGUAUUGAAAACGAUGGAAAGAUUAGCAAAAUGGCGAUUGACUCGAAAAAACUUUUGUAUAUGGGAGGAAUGCCUGAUGAGCUGAUUAAGAAAGCCUUGAAGACAUUCCAAAUUCGUGAAGGACAUAGUCUUAAAGGAUGUAUCAGUAAUGUUACUGUGAAUUCCAACUUGAUCGAUUUCAAGAGUGCUAUUGAAAAUAUGAAAACAGAUGAAGGAUGCUCAGGAGUAGUAGACCUGUGUGCAGGUAUCGACUGUGGACAUGGAAUUUGUGAGAGUAACUCGACAUCUCAAAAUGGUUACAUUUGCCGUUGUAAUAUUGGAUACUCGGGUGCCUUCUGCACAGAGAGAGAAAUCACUUGCAACAAAGACAAAUUCAGAAAGUAUCAUAUCGAGGGAGACUGCCGAUCUGUGGAAGAAAUCAAAAAUGCUGAAUGUAAUGGAUAUUGUGGAGAUGGAGAGGAAUGUUGUCACGCUGUGAAGACGAAGAAGAGAAGAGUGAAAAUGACUUGUAAGGAUGGAACAAGCAAGGUUUCCAUUGUGAACAUUAUUCGCAAAUGCCAAUGUGUCGACUUCUGCCCGGCAAGAGGAUUCAUGAAAUACAUUCGAUGA